Molecule: messenger RNA, 1861 nt
Organism: Phanerochaete carnosa HHB-10118-sp
Lineage: Eukaryota; Fungi; Basidiomycota; Agaricomycetes; Polyporales; Phanerochaetaceae
Exons: 7
Coding region: 159-1679 (506 amino acids)
Source: RefSeq, a predicted model, not a curated record
AAGACGUCACUCCAUCCUUCAUGACGACAGGGUCCUUGCGAUAAUAAAUACCUUCUCAUCACUGCUCGCUCCCCACUCUUUCUUUCUUUCUCACCGUUUUCGACGGCGCCGACGUCACUCUUAGCGUUCUCGUCAACCUACGUGACUGCAAAGACGACAUGAGAUCGACAUCGCUCAUAAUCUUGCUCACACUCUCCCUGACGGCCCAAGCCUCGUGGUUUGGUGGCGAUUCGUCAUCGUCGUCUGCCUCCGCACAGGCUUCGGCAUGGUCCUCGGAGCAGUACGCCAAAAUGCAGCAGGUGUUCCACGGCUUGAAGGCGGACGCGUUCGACACAUGGGACGAGUCGCGUCUGCGCGAGUUCUUGCUCGACCAAGGAGUGAUCGAACCGAAGGGCACGCGGGAACAGCUCGCGGUCAUGGCGAAGCAGCACUACACCUCAUUCACGAGCGUGGCAAGCUCGUAUUCUGCGGGUGCGACAUCCCUAGCUAGCGACGCCUCUGCAAGUGCGGCAUCGCUCACGAGCAAGGCUGGAAAGAGCGCUACCAGCAUGGCAAGCCAGGCCAGCAAGUCUGCUUCAAGUGCAGUCUAUGGCGACCCAGCGUACCAGGCCUCGAAGUCCGUCAGCUCCACCUACGCUCAGGCGACUAACGACAUUUCACGAACAUUUGACGACACCAAGGACUACGUCUACUCUACAUGGGAUGACAACCGCCUCCGCUCUUAUUUGGAAGAGAAGGGUGUAAUCAAGACUAAGCAGCAGGCAACCCGUGACGAGCUUCUUGCGAAGAUGAGGGAAACGUAUGCGAAGACUGUCAACCCCGUUUGGCAGGCCUGGUCUGACUCAUAUAUCCGCGAAUGGCUCAUCUCUCAUGGACUACUCCGUUCGGAUGCUCAGAAGACGCACGACGAACUUGUCGCUUCAAUGAACCAGUAUUAUUACGGUAUCAAGGACACUGCCUACUCGAGUUGGUCAGACUCUCAGAUGAAGGACUGGCUUGUUGAACACGACAUCGUCAAGUCGGAUGCUCAGCUUCAGCGCGAGAAGCUGGAGAAGCUCAUGGCCGACAACUACGUCAACGCUAAAGACACUGUCUGGGGAUCGUGGCGCGAUUCUGACAUGCGUCAAUGGCUCGUCGAGCACGAUUACAUCAGGAGCGAUGCCCAGAAGACCCGCGAUGAGCUUGUUGCCAUGAUGCACGACAAGUACAACGACUAUGCUGCACGCACCGCUCCAUAUCUUGUCUGGCCUGAUGCCCGUCUCCGCGCGUACUUGCGUGAACACGGUCUGUCUGAAGACGCUCUCCCCACGUCUCGCCCGGGCCUCCUUCAGGAAGUUCGUAUUCGUUGGGUCCAGACGCAGCAUCGCGCCGAGUCCAUGUAUGUCAAGAUUAAAAACAUCAUCCUUUCCGGUGUUGAGUCCGCCGAAGUGAAGCUUGGCAUGAUCCUUGACCUUCUGACUGGGUCGGCAGAACACGCCAAGACACGGGCGAACGAGAAGUACCACGAGAACAAGGAGCAUGCGCACAAGAAGGCCGACGAGUACACCGACUACGCGUCACAGAAGGGUGAAGAGGCCAAGGCCAAGUCGGCUGACUACGAAAGCACGGGUAAAAAGUACUGGAACGAGAAGGUUGAGGGCGCGAAGCGUGCCGCUGACCAUGCGAAGGUGGAACUGUAAACUGUGCUCCUCUGCUUGUCCAUCUGGAAGUCUUUUUGGGAAGAAAAGUACUCGUUUUAAACAAUCUUCCGUUGUUAUCACUACUCUUCCGUUCAGUGUAUAUAAAUUAAGUGUAGCUUUAGGACAUAGCAACAAGUCUCGUAGGAUAAUCUAUUUGUUGAUGCGCAAUGAACAUUAAUGAA